Pogona vitticeps (central bearded dragon) is the source of this 6014-nucleotide messenger RNA. The record is from RefSeq and is a predicted model, not a curated record. Lineage: Eukaryota; Metazoa; Chordata; Lepidosauria; Squamata; Agamidae.
AUCACGUGGUGCCCAACGGUCGUCUCCCCUCAGCUUCCUCUUCGCCCCUCCCAAGGGGAAAAAAAAUAUCUGGGCCUAGGUCAACUCUGGAGCCUGAAGAAUGGCGUUUCCCCGACCAGCCGAAAAGCCGCCUGCCCGCUCCGCCGAGGGGAUUUCAACCACAACGCCGGAGCCUUCCAGGAACUUUCCAGCCGGGGAGAGAUUUUGUGUCUUUUAUUUAUUAUUAUUUUUGCCCUUCUUUUUUCCCGCUUCUCCCUCCCCUCCCCGCCUUUCCUUCCCAGCCUUCUGAGGUAAAAUAAACCCAAAGAGGCCGAGAGGAGACGGGAGGGUGUGCCACGUGACCCAGCGAGGCCUCCAACAGCGCAGCCUGAGCCCCGGACGCGGAGACGACGACGACGAAGAAGAAGCUUGGCGAGGAAGAAGAAAUGGUGGAACCAGGACAAGAUCUGCUGCUUGCUGCUUUGAGUGAGAGUGGAAUCAGCCCUAAUGACCUGUUUGAUAUUGAUUCUUCAGAUACGAUGGGUCUCGCAACCCCUACUCCAGCUGUUCAGCAGUCAAUCCCACUUAGUGCAUUAGAACUAGGCUUGGAGGCCGAAGCGUCCGUUGCUAUUAAAGCAGAACCGCAGACUCCGUCUUCUCCAACCGUGUUGAACAUCAGGCAACCACCAUCGACCACAACUUUUGUGUUGAAUCAAAUAAACCAGCUCCCUACCUUGGGGACUACUAUAGUAAUGACGAAAACAACCCCCGUCACCACUACCAGGCAGACGAUCACUGUAGCAAAGAUCAUACAGACCAGCACCACAACCCGGCCAUCGGUCACCGUGCCAGUGGCCCGGAACACCGUGACUACCACAACCUCCAAGGACCAGAUCCAGCUGAAAGAUCUGCUGAAAAAUAAUAGUCUUAAUGAGUUGAUGAAACUGAAGCCACCUCCUAACAUUGCCCAGCCGGUUGCAACAGCUGCAACUGAUCUGAGCAAUGGUGCUGUGAAAAAGGACACCUGUGCUAAAGAAGUAGCACGAAUAUGGGUAAAUGAUCUAAAAAUGAGAAGCUUUUCUCCUACAAUGAAGAUGCCAGUUGCAAAAGAGGAAGAAGAACCUGAAGAAGAAGACGAAGAAGAGAUGGGCCAUGCGGAGACUUACGCUGAAUACAUGCCCAUAAAAUUGAAAAUUGGCCUGCGGCAUCCGGAUCCAGUGGUCGAAACUAGCUCCCUCUCCAGUGUGACCCCUCCUGAAGUCUGGUACAAGACCUCAAUUCCCGAAGAGAGCAUCGAUAGCGGCUGGCUGUCGGCCUUGCAGCUGGAAGCGAUUACAUAUGCAGCACAGCAACAUGAAACAUUCCUACCUAAUGGAGACAGAGCUGGCUUUUUGAUAGGUGACGGGGCAGGUGUAGGAAAGGGAAGGACUAUAGCCGGAAUAAUAUAUGAAAACUACCUCCUGGGUAGAAAAAGGGCAGUUUGGUUUAGUGUUUCAAAUGAUCUGAAAUACGAUGCAGAGCGAGAUUUGAGAGAUAUUGGAGCGAAAAACAUUUUGGUCCAUUCCCUAAACAAGUUCAAAUAUGGAAAAAUAUCUUCCAAACAUAAUGGGAGUGUGAAGAAAGGGGUCAUAUUUGCCACUUACUCCUCCCUUAUUGGGGAAAGUCAGUCGGGAGGUAAAUACAAAACCAGGCUCAAGCAGCUUCUUCACUGGUGCGGAGAUGAGUUUGACGGAGUUAUAGUGUUUGAUGAAUGUCACAAAGCUAAAAAUCUUUGCCCUGUUGGCUCUUCGAAGCCAACCAAGACGGGCUUGGCUGUUUUGGAGCUGCAGAAUAAGCUACCAAAGGCCCGAGUUAUUUACGCGAGUGCCACAGGUGCGUCGGAGCCACGCAACAUGGCCUACAUGAACCGUCUCGGGAUAUGGGGUGAAGGAACUCCUUUUAGGGAAUUUAGUGACUUCAUUCAGGCCGUUGAAAGAAGAGGUGUGGGUGCCAUGGAGAUAGUUGCUAUGGAUAUGAAACUGAGGGGAAUGUAUAUCGCAAGGCAGCUGAGCUUUUCAGGUGUGACCUUCAAAAUAGAAGAAGUUCAGCUCUCUCAGCACUAUGUUAAAAUGUAUAAUAAAUCUGUUCAGACUUUUUGGGUGAGUGCCAGGGAAAAGUUUCAGCAAGCCGCUGACCUCAUCGAUGCUGAACAACGGAUGAAGAAGUCCAUGUGGGGCCAGUUUUGGUCUGCCCACCAGCGGUUUUUCAAGUAUCUCUGCAUAGCCUCCAAAGUGAAAAGGGUGGUCCAGCUGGCCCGAGAAGAGAUAAAAAAUGGCAAAUGCGUGGUCAUUGGGCUGCAGUCCACAGGAGAGGCGAGAACCUUAGAAGCUUUGGAGGAAGGUGGCGGUGAACUGAACGACUUUGUUUCCACAGCAAAGGGAGUAUUUCAGUCUCUCAUUGAGAAGCAUUUCCCGGCUCCCGACAGGAAGAAGCUUUUCAGCUUGUUAGGCAUAGAUUUGUCUGUUCAAAGUAAUCACAAUUCUCCGAGGGACAGUCCUUGCAAGGAAGACAAAGUGAAGAAACGCAAAGGUGAAGAAAUAACCAGAGAAGCGAAGAAAGCACGUAAAACGGGCGGAUUAGCUGGCAGCAGUUCUGACGAAAGCUACAGUGAAUCGGAAAACUCUGAUAAUGAGGAGAGUGAUAACGAGAGUUCCCGGUUCUUAAGCUCUGGGGAUGAUGAUGACUUCAACCCAUUUCGAGAUGAAUCUAGCGAGGACGAUGAGGACGACCCUUGGCUAAUAAGAAAAGAACACAAGAAGAAUAAAGAAAAGAAAAAAAAGAAAAGCAUAGACCCAGAUUCUAUACAGAGUGCCUUACUAGCGUCCGGUCUUGGAUCCAAACGGCCUAGUUCCCUCUCUUCCACAGUGGUUACCUCUUCUACCACGCACACGUCAACACAUAGUAACACCCAUAACAGCUAUGUAACAAGUCAAGAUGCUGUUGAAAGAGCCCAGCAGAUGAAGAAAGAACUGCUUGACAAGCUAGAGAACCUCUCGGAAGAUCUUCCUCCAAAUACACUGGAUGAACUUAUCGAUGAACUUGGUGGUCCUGAGAAUGUGGCUGAGAUGACAGGUCGCAAAGGGCGAGUUGUGAGUAACGAUGAUGGCAGCAUCUCCUACGAGUCAAGAUCUGAGCUUGACGUCCCUGUUGAGAUUUUAAAUAUUACAGAGAAGCAGAGAUUCAUGGACGGGGAUAAGAACAUUGCCAUCAUCUCCGAAGCAGCCAGCUCAGGCAUCUCUCUGCAAGCAGACCGAAGAGCCAAGAACCAGAGGCGGCGGGUGCACAUGACUCUGGAGUUGCCCUGGAGUGCGGACAGGGCCAUACAGCAGUUUGGCCGAACGCAUAGAUCCAACCAAGUUACCGCACCGGAGUAUGUCUUCCUAAUUUCCGAACUGGCAGGAGAACAAAGAUUUGCCUCAAUCGUUGCCAAACGACUGGAGAGCUUGGGAGCUCUCACUCAUGGUGACCGAAGAGCAACAGAGACGAGAGACCUGAGCAGGUUCAAUUUUGACAAUAAGUAUGGCCGAAAUGCACUGGAAAUAGUUAUGAAGUCCAUUGUGAACUUGGAUUCGGCGUUAGUGUCUCCGCCAGCUGAUUAUCCAGGAGAGUUCUUUAAAGAUGUCCGGCAAGGUUUAAUCGGUGUGGGCCUAAUAAACGUAGAAGAUCGAUCGGGGAGUCUCACGCUUGACAAAGAUUACAACAACAUCGGCAAGUUUCUAAACCGGAUAUUGGGUAUGGAGGUGCAUCAGCAGAACGCUUUAUUCCAGUAUUUUUCUGACACGCUAAAUGCAGUCAUACAGAAUGCAAAAAAGAAUGGAAGAUACGACAUGGGCAUUCUAGAUCUGGGUUCAGGAGAUGAGAAAGUAAGGAAGGCAGAUGUUAAAAAAUUUCUAACGCCAGGAUAUUCUACCUCAGGCCAUGUUGAAUUGUACACUAUAAGCGUGGAGAGAGGAAUGUCUUGGGAAGAAGCAACUAAGAUUUGGGCAGAACAGACUGGACCAGAGGAUGGAUUUUAUUUAUCCCUUCAGAUACGAAAUAAUAAGAAGACUGCCAUCCUCGUGAAGGAAGUGAACCCCAAGAAGAAGCUUCUCCUGGUUUAUAGACCAAAUACCGGAAAACAACUAAAACUGGAAACCUAUGCAGAAAUAAAGAAAAAAUAUAAAAAGGUACCUUCUGAUGAUGCUCUGCCUCACUGGCUAGAACAGUACACAUCAUCUGCAGACACGUGCACCCACGCUUACUGGAGAGGCAACUGUAAAAAAGCAAGCCUGGGGCUGGUGUGUGAAGUCGGCUUGCGCUGUCGGACUUACUAUGUCCUGUGCGGUUCAGUCCUGAGUGUCUGGACGAAGGUUGAAGGAGUUUUGGCCUCAGUGAGCGGUACAAAUGUUAAAAUGCAGAUUGUUCGGCUAAGGACAGAAGAUGGACAGAGGAUUGUCGGCUUGAUCAUUCCUGCAAACUGCGUGUCUCCCCUGGUCAACCUCUUGUCGACCUCAGACCAGUCCCAGCAAUUGGCGGUGCAACAGCAACAGAUCUGGCAGCAGCAUCACCCACAGAGCAUUUCAAACUUCAACAAUGCAUGAGACAGAGAGUCUUUGGUAUUUGGCUGUAAAAAAAAGCGUUCUCGUUGCAUUUUUCUUUUUCUUUUUGGAAAAAAAAGUAUCAGGGACAGAUUCCAAAGAAAUAAUUUUUCAGUUCCAUCACACUCUCUCUUAGAACUGUGCAGAAAAGGCAACCGGAAGGGUGGUCAAACUGAAAGCCAAACACUGCUUUUACAGUGGUCCAUGCGUCCUUUUUUUAAAAUUCCUCCGUACUCUUUGUAGUGCUUCUUUUUACAGGUGUUUUUUUUUCUUUCUUCGUCCUUCUCAAGCUACAACAUUUGCAUUGGAAGAGGCUUGUAAAUUCCCAGCCAAGCUGUCCGUUCACCUUGUCAUUACAGUGCUCAGGGUUAAAUGCAGCACAUCGGUGCCAUUGCUGUGGGGGGAAGUUCCUCAGAUGCAUGUAUUUUUGAGUUCAUAUAUAGAGACUAUAUAUAUAUAUAUAUAUAAAAUACUGGUGGCAACAAAGGUCUCAGCCUGUUAAAAAAGAGAGUACAUUUAUUUUAAAAACCAACAUGAGGAUCUAGAAGUGUGCAAACCUAGCAUUUUCAGGAUUGUUCCCCCAUUUCGGUUUAGGCAGUGCAUGUCUUCAGAUCAGGCAUGAGUGAGAUUUUUUUUUCACACAAAGAAAUUGGUGAGAGGGAGAAAUGCAAUCUAAGUGCAACAUUAAAAUUCACAUGGAUUGGAUUUUCUGGCUUUCUCUUGGAAGCUAUAUAUGAAUUUGAAUCGACAGCAUAUUUUUGUGGGUGUGUGAUGGGAGACAUCUUAGAUUUUUAAAAUUACUUUUAAAAAGAAAUGUGUUCAUGGUGUUCCUACUGCGUUGCUGCAAGAAAUGGCUUUAAAAAGGCCUUGUUUUCUUUCUCUUUCCGGAUAUUCCCUUUUAUCCAGUAAGGUUUCUGGAAACUCAUGUGUGAAUUUACUUCCAUUUCAUGUUACAUCUCUUUUUUUUUUAAGUUUUUUUUUUGCAGGGGGUUACUGAUUACUGUACCUUACUUGAGCUGUAAAUUAGACUGUGGGGGAGGGGAGGGCAGGAGCAGCACGUGAGGAUCCUGAUAUAUGUGCUGGGUUGAAUUUUUCCGUUGCCCCAUCACUUGAAUAUUUUUUUUGUUUAUGUUGUAAGACAUUGUAGAGUUUAUCCUGGAGCUGUUUAAAAUUGUAAAUGUACAAAAUGUGAAUAGUCACUUAUCUAAGAAUAUGGAUAAGUUUUGUUUUGCCUAUAAUAGUAGAUGUUUAUAAAGAAGUGAGGGACAGUGUUUGUCAUUUUUCUUCUUGCUUGCACAGGUUGCACUAUUAAAAAAAUUGAGAUUGUAUAAACCUGUCCACAAAAAACUGCAAGGUAGCAGACAUCUUGCAGGUGUCAAAUUUAAAAAAGGAAAAAAAAAAACCUUAUUGUUCUAACAA